AUGGAGCAAAUGGAGAGGCGUUUCCAACGCAUGCUAGAACCCAUUCAAGAUGAGUUGCUGCAACUCCGAGCGUCUGGAACACCAAAAACCUCUAAGUCCUUGCGAAGGCGAAGGGGCGUGGAGGAGUCGUCCGAUGGUUCCAAUAAUGAUGAUGAUGAUGAGGAACCUCGAAUUCGACCAAGGCAAAGGAACCAGACUGGACCUACCGAUGUAUUCAAGGGAAUCAAGAUGCAAAUCCCUGAGUUCAAAGGACGGUCCGAUCCCGAGACCUUUCUCGAAUGGUUAUCCAAGAUCGAAAUGGUCUUUUCUUGCCAAAACUACACCGAGGUGCAAAAGGUGCAAUUGGCCACCAUGGAAUUCACUGAGUACGCUGUGGUUUGGUGGGACCAAAUCAAGAAGUCUAGAAGGAGAAAUGGGCUACCUGAGCUUAUUCCAUGGCCCGAGCUUCGAGCCAUGAUGCGCACCCGCUUUGUACCUGGACAUUACACUAGGGAUUUAUACCACCGGUUACAAACCUUAGUCCAGGGCAACCGGAGUGUGGAUGAGUACCACAAGGAGAUGGAGAUCCUGAUGCUUAGAGCGGAUGUACAGGAGGAUCCUGAAGCCACCAUGGCGAGAUUCUUGAGCGGGUUACGACCCGAUAUUGCUGAACGAGUGGAACUUCAACAUUAUAUGGAGUUGCAUGAGCUCGUAGACAAGGCUAUUAAGGUCGAGCAAAGGCUCAAGCGAAGGGGUACCACUCGAUCGAAUUUCGGCAAUACCACCUACUCUACCAACCGCCCAUUCCAACCCAGGAAUGAUUCUCGGCCUUCACCAAAUGCUCCUACACCAAAGCCGAGAUUCGAGGGAGGUAGAGGCCAUAUUGCUAGUCAAUGUCCCAAUCAAAGGACUAUGAUUAUGAUGCAAAAUGGUGAGAUCGUGAGUGAGGACGAAGCCGAGUACGAAGGCAUACUACCUCUUGACGGAGGUAGUGAUGGGGAAUCAUCAAAUGAAGAGGAGUUUAGUGCACCCGAGGGUCAUUUUGGGACUGCAUUGGUUGCAAGGAGAGCAUUAACUGCACGUGUUAAGGAGGACGAGCUUCAACGGGAGAACAUCUUCUACACCAGGUGCUUCGUCAACCAAGCACUUUGUAGUGUGAUUAUUGAUAGUGGGAGCUGCACAAAUGUAGCUAGUUCACUCAUGGUGGACAACUUGAAGUUGCCUACAAGGGAUCACCCGCGACCCUACAAACUCCAAUGGCUCAACAACUCUGGGGAGGUUCGAGUAACCAAGCAGGUUCUUAUAUCCUUCCAAAUCCAUAAAUAUUCUGAUGAAGUAUUAUGUGAUGUAGUUCCUAUGCAGGCUAGUCACAUUAUACUAGGUAGGCCUUGGCAGUUUGACAGACAGGUGACUUUUGAUGGUGUGACUAAUAAGUAUAGCUUCUUGUACAACAGUAAGAAAGUCACACUAGCUCCCCUUUCCCCCAAACAAGUGCAUGAGGACCAAUUGAAAUUGCAACAAGAGUUUGAGAAGUAUAGUGCAAAAAGAAAAGAACAUGAGAGAGCCGAGGCAAAAACAGAGAGAAAAAAGGCUAUAGAUAGCUCGGCAAGUGAGGUAAAAAUUGAGGGAAAACAAAUGCUCCUGAUAAAAGCCAAGAAAGUGAGGAAGUUAAUGAGAGAUGAGCAGCCACUUCUUAUGCUUGUUAGCAAAGAAGUAGCUCUGAAUGUGCAUGAACUUGAUACUAACAUACCUCUUGAGGUUAAGUCUCUGUUGCAGGAAUAUGCUGAUAUCUUCCCCGAGGACGUGCCAAGUGGAUUACCACCGCUUAGAGGCAUUGAGCACCAAAUAGACUUCGUCCCUGGAGCUUCGUUGCCAAAUCGGCCAGCUUACAAGAGCAACCCGGAGGAAACUAAGGAGUUACAAAGGCAAGUGGACGACUUGCUUGGCAAAGGAUGGGCACGUGAGAGCUUAAGCCCGUGCGCUGUCCCAGUCAUUUUGGUGCCCAAGAAAGAUGGUACGUGGAGAAUGUGCACUGAUUGUAGGGCCGUAAAUGCCAUCACGGUAAAGUAUCGCCACCCUAUACCUCGCUUAGAUGACAUGCUUGAUGAGUUACAUGGGGCUGUGUUCUUUACCAAAAUUGAUCUCAAAAGUGGGUACCAUCAAAUUAGGAUUAAGGAGGGGGAUGAAUGGAAAACUGCCUUUAAAACUAAGUAUGGAUUGUAUGAGUGGUUAGUGAUGCCUUUUGGGCUCACUAAUGCACCUAGCACCUUCAUGAGGUUAAUGAACCAUGUUCUGCGUCCAUUCUUAGGAAAAUUCGUGGUAGUUUACUUUGAUGAUAUCCUAAUUUAUAGCAAAUCUUAUGAUGAACACCUCGAGCAUAUUAGGGCUGUUAUGGAUGUACUUCGAAGAGAGCAGCUCUAUGCCAAUCUCAAGAAGUGUAAUUUUUGCACUAAUGAGCUUAUGUUUCUAGGGUUUGUUAUAAGUGCGCAGGGAAUGAAGGUGGAUGAUCAAAAGGUGAAAGCUAUUCAAGAGUGGCCAACACCAAGGUCUGUGGGUGAUGUUCGAAGCUUCCAUGGCCUUGCGGGUUUCUAUAGGAGAUUCGUGAGGGACUUUAGCACUAUUGCUGCACCCUUGACCGAGUUGAUUAAGAAGAAUGAGAACUUCCAUUGGGGAGAUUCUCAAGAACAAGCCUUUCGCGCUUUAAAGCACAAACUCACACAUGCACCUGUACUUGCUUUACCUGACUUUUCUAAGACAUUUGAGAUUGAUUGUGAUGCUUCAGGUAUUGGAGUUGGAGCUGUGUUGAAUCAAGGAGGAAGACCUAUUGCCUACUUUAGUGAGAAACUCAAUGGGGCUGCACUGAACUACUCAACUUAUGAUAAAGAGUUGUACGCCCUCAUUCGAGCACUACAAGUUUGGCAGCACUACUUAAGGCCUAAGGAAUUCGUGAUACACACUGAUCAUGAGUCCCUUAAAUACCUUAAGGCCCAGCACACCUUGAGCAAAAAGCAUGCAAGGUGGAUCGCAUUCGUGGAGUCCUUUCCGUACGUAAUUAAAUAUAAGGCUGGUAAGUCUAAUGUGGUUGCGGAUGCACUCUCACGAAGGUACUCUCUACUCACUUCCUUAGAUGCUAAGUUGUUAGGGUUUGAGCUGAUUAAAGACAUCUAUGCCCAAGAUAGUGAUUUCGGUGAACUUUACCUUUCUUGCAAACACACUGGGCAAGGAGCACUUCUAUUAGCCGCACAUGAGGAGAGAUGUUGCACGGGUGGUGGAGCGAUGCUUAGCUUGACCAUUGUCUCAGACAGAGAUGUCAAAUUUCUGAGCUAUUUUUGGAAGACACUCUGGUCUAAGUUAGGCACCAAAUUGCUAUUCUCUACUGCCAGCCACCCCCAAACUGAUGGUCAAACUGAGGUGGUAAAUCGUACAUUAGGUACCUUGUUGCGUGCCAUCAUAAAAAAGAACUUGAAAUCAUGGGAAGAAUGUUUACCUCAUGUUGAGUUUGCUUAUAAUAGGGUUAUCCAUUCUACUACUGGUUUCUCUCCAUUUGAAUGUGCUUAUGGUUUUAAUCCACUAACACCACUUGAUCUAGUGCCAUUACCUAGUAAUGAGCGCGCACACUUGGAUGGUAAGAAACGUGCAGAGUUUGUUAAGCAACUGCAUGAGAAAGUCAGGGCUAACAUUGAGAGGAGAACUGCUCAAUAUGUCAAGAAAGCUAACAAAGGUCGCCAAAAGUUGAUUUUUGAGCCUGGCGAUUGGGUGUGGUUGCACAUGCGCAAAGAACGCUUUCCUGUUCAAAGGAGGAACAAAUUACAACCACGGGGUGAUGGACCUUUUCAAGUGUUGGAGCGCAUCAAUGACAACGCCUACAAACUUGACCUUCCUGGUGAGUAUGGAGUUAGUGCUACAUUUAAUGUCUCUGACUUAGCUCCUUUUGAUGCAGAUGAUGCGUUUGAUUUGAGGGCAAAUCCUUCUCAAGAGGAGGGGAAUGAUAGCAUCAUGGUACGUGGGCAGGCCAACAAUGGCUCGGGUAAUCGAGGAGCUGAGGAUCACGUGCUCGCCCCAAGUGGACCCAUUACUCGGGCUCGCGCAAAGAAACUUCGUGAGCAACUCAAUGUACUUAUUCAGGCCAUACACAAGUCCUUUGAAGGAUUCAUGCAUUCAAGUGAAGGUGGUCGCGGUCCGAUAAUGAGCAUUGAAGCUACACUUCCGUUUUAG
This is a messenger RNA of Coffea eugenioides, 4194 nucleotides long. RefSeq lists its product as uncharacterized. Gene Ontology annotation, biological process: DNA integration. The record is from RefSeq and is a predicted model, not a curated record. Gene Ontology annotation, molecular function: nucleic acid binding. The transcript is spliced from 4 exons. The coding region runs from base 1 to 4194 and encodes 1397 amino acids. Lineage: Eukaryota; Viridiplantae; Streptophyta; Magnoliopsida; Gentianales; Rubiaceae.